Messenger RNA from Numida meleagris (helmeted guineafowl), 6801 nucleotides. It is a transcript of the gene LRP8, whose product is annotated as LDL receptor related protein 8. The transcript has 19 exons. The coding region runs from base 1501 to 4326 and encodes 941 amino acids. Gene Ontology annotation, molecular function: calcium ion binding; protein binding. Lineage: Eukaryota; Metazoa; Chordata; Aves; Galliformes; Numididae. The record is from RefSeq and is a predicted model, not a curated record.
UAGUAAUUUAUCUCUAGCUUUCAAAAUAUAAAUAAGAGUUACAGGAAAAAUAACGACAGUGUCCUUACGUGGUACAUAAUUUGAUGGUGUACUGUAGUAAUUCUAAGAGAUGGAAUGAACUUCAAGAGCUAGGGACAAGCCCUGAUCAGAAGUGAACCUGCUUAUACUCCACAGGGUUUUGAGCUUGUUUGGUUUUUCAGUUGGUAGAAGCAGAAGGAAAUGAAUUUUGGCUUCAAAUGUAACAUACAAUACUAUGUAUGACUUGAAAUUCACAGCAGGGUUAGUUUAGGCAACAUAAUUUUAUUAAGAAGGUAAAUAAUAUUGCAGGUACUGACAUACCAGCUGGCAGCGAUAUGGCUGCUAGUACACUGGUUCAGCUAACUUAAUUAAAAGGUUUAAUUUAAAUAUCUGUUUGGAAAACAUAUUACAUUAGCAUAUCUAAAAGGCAUGAGGGGAUUGAAGGAAUUAGAUUUGCCAAGUUGAAAGAGAAGAUGGAAAAAGUCAGCCUAACGGACAGGGGAUAUCUUGGAAAGUGAUGACAGGAAUAGUGAAGGACUUUUUAAUGUCAAUUUGAAAGAAAAAAAAAAAAGAUUGUAGGACAUUACAUUGAUUGGAGAAGAAUAGUGGCAUGAAGCGUGUGUGUCAGUACAAAUAGCUGAAGACACUUGGUUUCCACAACUUGAAGAGUUUCAGAAGAAGAAAGACUGGAGACUUCCCAGGGGAUGUAGCCUAUCUACACCUGUUCUUUCUGCUCCUUCAGUUUUCCACAUUUGAGAGCUCUUUGGCAGGCAGGCUGUCUCUCUGAUGAAGGUAAUGGGGCAGGGGAGGUCCAUGGUUGUUGACAUUCUUGAUUGUGAAUGGCAGUACGUCAGGACGGUGUGAUGCUGUCCUAAGCUGCCACCAGCACACUCAGGUUAUUAGUAGAUUAAAUCUGUUGCCCAUCUCUCAGCGUGGACAGUGCUGGUCACAUGGAUGUGUGUUCUCAGUCCUGGGUAGUGCGGGCAUUCUAGGCUUCAGAUGAGGGUCUCCUUUAGUAUCUGCCUGCCUCAUCCUGCACAGCUGAUCCUCAGCCCCUUCAGCUGCAAUGUGGAGAACAACAAAAUGCUCCUGGGUCUCGUACACCAGGCACAAGUGCUUGUAGCAUGUUGCUCAAGACAAGCUCUUGGUCUGAACCUGCACAGUGUCCUUCUGCAAAACAAGGGAAAGCGUACAGUAGGUGGGCAGAAGGUUCAAGCACCAGAUUAACUUGCAGGAAGUUCAGUGCAUUGCUUUUUACAUGCUUCUGAGUGACUUCUGUUCAAAUAAAAUCACUGGUUGGGAGAGUGUGUACACACACAUCUGUGUGACUAAAGAACAAAAGAACCCACUGCAACCAGUCUUGUGGAUAGGACAGAUUGACUUCUGUGUGUUAGAUCUAUGAAUGACCUCAGUCACCAACCAGGAAACGCAGACUAUCAGCACGUACUUUGUAUACAGAGGUUACUGAAUGUUGUGUAUUAGAUGCUGGAUGCUUGCUGUUUGCCCAUAAAUCAAAUCCACCUGUGCUGUUGCUUUACAGAUUUCCAGACAGUCUGGGUAAAAGAAGCUGAGUUCCUGUUCCAGUUGGUGACUGAAGAGGUGAGCUCCUGGCAGAGAUGGACCUGGGGAGGAGCCGUGAAGGAGUGCGAUAAGGACCAGUUCCAGUGCCGGAACGAACGGUGCAUCCCCGCCGUCUGGACGUGCGACGAGGACAACGACUGCUCGGAUAACAGCGACGAGGCGGAUUGCCCAAAGAAAACUUGUGCCGAGUCGGAUUUCGCUUGUGAUAAUGGCCACUGCAUCCCAGAUAGGUGGAAAUGUGACGGCGAAGAAGAAUGUUCUGAUGGGUCAGAUGAAUCGGAAGCAGCAUGCACCAAACAAGUAUGCCCAGCUGAAAAAAUUAGCUGUGGAGACUUAAGCAACAAAUGCAUCCCGUCGUCCUGGAGAUGUGAUGGGCAGAAGGACUGUGAAAGCGGUAUUGACGAGGCUGGUUGCGCUCCUGCCUGUUCUCCCAACGAGUUCCAGUGCAGUAACAAGACGUGCAUCUCCAUCAACUUCGUGUGUGAUGGUUACAACAACUGUGGUGAUGGCAGUGACGAAAGGAAAUGCUCCCCUCUGACCUGCAGCCCCAACGAGUUCCAGUGCAACAACAGUGUGUGCAUCCCAGAGCUGUGGGUCUGCGACAACCAGGCAGACUGCGAGGACCAUUCGGACGAGUCCAUAGAGAGGUGUGGCUACGAUGCCAAGGCCUUCAACACAUGCGCUGCUCACGAGUUCCAGUGUGGCAAUGGCGAAUGCAUCCUCCUCAACUGGAAGUGCGAUGGGGACGAAGACUGCAAGGACAAGUCUGAUGAGCAGGAUUGCCCUCUGGUGACCUGCCGACCGGAUGAAUUCCAGUGCGGGGAUGGGACCUGCAUCCAUGGAGCAAAGCAGUGCGACAAAGUGCACGACUGUCCUGACAACAGUGACGAGGCAGGCUGUGUCCAAGAGUCAGCAUGUGAAAGUCCCAGCAAGUUUCAGUGUAAAAGUGGAGAGUGCAUUGACGGAGGCAAAGUGUGCGAUUCACAUAGAGACUGCAGGGACUGGUCUGACGAGCCUCUGAAAGAAUGUGGUAUUAACGAAUGCUCUAUGAACAAUGGUGGUUGCUCACACAUUUGCAAAGACUUGAAGAUAGGCUACGAAUGUGAAUGCCCGCCCGGAUACAAGCUUCUGGAUAAAAAAACGUGUGGAGACAUAGAUGAAUGUGAGAAUCCAGACGCUUGUAGCCAGAUCUGCAUUAAUUACAAGGGGGACUACAAAUGUGAGUGCUACGAGGGAUACGAGAUGGACACCCUGUCCAAGAACUGCAAAGCUGUAGGAAAGAGCCCUUACCUGAUCUUCACCAACCGCCACGAGGUCCGUAAGAUAGACCUGGUGAAAAGGGACUACUCUCGCAUCAUUCCCAUGCUGAAAAAUGUCGUGGCGCUGGAUGUGGAGGUGGCAACAAACAGAAUAUAUUGGUGCGAUUUGUUCUACCGAAAAAUCUACAGCGCCUACAUAGACAAAGCGAGUGACACAGCGGAGCAGGUGAUUCUGAUAGACAGCCAGCUGAACUCUCCUGAAGGGCUGGCGAUAGACUGGGUUCAUAAGAAUAUCUACUGGACGGAUUCUGGAAACAAGACCAUCUCGGUGGCCACUGCAGAUGGGAGCAGGAGGAGGACACUUUUUAACAGCGACCUCAGUGAGCCGAGAGCCAUUGCUGUUGAUCCCACGCGGAGGUUCAUGUACUGGUCUGACUGGGGAGACAAAGCGAAGAUUGAGAAAGCAGGCCUCAAUGGCGUGGGGCGGCAAGUGCUGGUGUCGGACAACAUUGAGUGGCCGAAUGGCAUCACGCUUGAUUUGCUGAAUCAGCGUCUUUACUGGGUGGACUCCAAAUUGCAUUCGCUCUCCUGCAUUGAUUUCAACGGCAGCAACAGAAAAGUUCUGAUCUCUUCCGUUGAUGAUCUGAGCCAUCCUUUCGGCUUAGCAGUGUUUGAGGACAGAGUGUUCUGGACUGACCUGGAGAAUGAAGCAAUCUUCAGUGCCAACAGGCUGAGUGGUUUGGACAUCUCUGUCUUAGCAGAAAAUCUCAAUAAUCCUCACGACAUCGUUGUGUUUCAUGAAUUAAAGCAGCCCAAAGCUCCAGACUCCUGUGAGCUCAGCCCCCAGCCAAACGGAGGCUGCGAGUAUUUGUGUCUCCCUGCACCUCACAUCUCUCCCCAUUCCCCCAAGUACACGUGUGCCUGUCCUGACAACAUGUGGCUGGGGCCUGACAUGAAAAAAUGCUACAAAGAUCUUCCAACUACUCCAGCUACUGUCGUGGUUCCUAGAACCACAGCAUCUCGUCCUGCCUCUGCCUCCACCGCGACUGUCACUGGCAAUGCCACCGCCGCCGCCAUUCCCAAAGCUGUAGCGGAAGCCACGACUGCCAGCCCUGGUUCUCGUUCAACCGCAUCCAUCCUCGUAGAUUCUGAGAUGACCACCGGAAGCAGCAACUUGUCACAGCACUAUUCAAAUAAUGGCCAAGGCUUUGAUUCAACGGUGACAGCAGCUGUUAUUGGAAUUGUCAUUCCUGUUGUGGUUAUUGGCUUGCUGUGCAUGGGAGGAUACCUCAUCUGGAGAAACUGGAAACGAAAGAACACUAAAAGCAUGAAUUUUGAUAAUCCAGUAUAUAGGAAGACUACAGAAGAGGAAGAUGAAGAUGAAAUCCAUAUUGGUCGGACUGCCCAAAUUGGACAUGUCUAUCCAGCACGUGUGGCGCUGAGCUUAGAAGACGACGGGCUGCCGUAAGGAUCAAGUUGCUGCUCCAGCCAGGACGCAUCGAACAAGUUUUCUUUGGAUCUCAAAACCUGCUUCUUUGUUUUAAUCAUUAUUUAUGUUGCAGAAGGGUAACCACAGAGUUAUAAUGAACUGCAAACAUCCAAAGGAUGUGAGAGUUUUGUAUGUAUAAUCUUUUAUACACAUUUUAACUUGUUGCACUACCCAUUUGUGAUAGUCAAUGAGCAACUGCUGAGCUACUAACUCAAUGUACAUAACCAGCCAGGCUGACAGUUCAGUAGCUACUGCUUUAUUUUAAGACUAUAUUUAUAGAUAUUUUGUAAAUAUACUGAAUAUGCUUUGUGGCUAUCCAUCAACAUAAGUAAAAUAAGUUCUGUACAGGCCGUUUAGAAAUAUUUAUUAACAAAAUCUGGACUAUAAGAUCUGAUCUGUAAAUAUAGUAGAGGGGUGAGAGUAUUUAUUUUUUGUAUGUCUGGCUUGCUGUGCAUAGAUUAUUUGUGUAUAUAUCUAUCUAGUCUAGAUAGAUAUAUAGGCAUAUAAAUAUAUACAUAUAUAUAAAUAUAUACAUAUAUUUUAAAACUACUGGGCUAUGUUUAUGAAAAUUAGGGACAAUUGAAUUUUUACCAGAUGUUUGAAGUUUGCUUUCCAAUCUAAAGACAAAUUAAGAAACAGCUGUACUGUAAGAUAGGCGAUCAGUGACAGCCAUAACAAACAGGGCUUGCAAGGGUUGCUUUCACCUUCUCCAGUUUAGCCAGCUUCACCUGCACUGCUUUUAGCUGAAGAGCUGUUGCUAACAGCAUCUCAGACAGGAGGAGCUCCUACACUGACCGCAUCUUUCAUUUUGUACCGUUGCUUUUUACAGGUUGGUACCAAUCUGAUUUAGCAUAUUUUUUCAUUUUCUUCUAAAUAUAAAUGUUUUUCCCCACUAGGUAUCUUGCACUUCUCACAUUCGUUUAGAGCCAAACACAAUGAAGAUCAGAAUAGUUGACAUAAUCCUGCCUAUGUCUGCAGUAGUAAGGAGUCUGGGUACUCUUAUAUAUCUUUCUGCCAUCAAAGGAAUAAAUAGAUACCUAUUUUUAAACAGGCUCCUCCUGCUGAAGAGCAUUGCAUUUGUGCUAGCCUAGGAUUCCAGGGUACUGCUUUAGGAAGGAGAAAUCAAGAACAACCCCUCUCUUGCUAUACUAGCUUCCCUUUCCUACACAGCUAUUUCCCCCUGACCUCCCCCUCAGUUCCAGUAGCUCAUUUAAGGUCUGUGCACUGAAAUGGAAAACACCAGUAAGUCUCUGCACUCAGGCUUACAAGGUUUCCUAUCAAACCACAGCAGGUGCUGAUCCUCCACCUCGAAGGGCACAUUCAGGCACCCAGGCAAAGAGCAAGGCCUUAUCCCAGCUGGUGUUUUUCACCUGUUCCAUCCAGCAGAGAGACCUGUCCAGUUCCGCCCCCCUCCUUCUCUCAUUCACUGUGGCACAGCUUGUUGGUGUGAGCACAGGGUACCAAUGCAGUUCAGCUGAGUCGUUCAGGAGACCCACUGCUUUUUUCUAAUCUCAUGCUAUGAGACUCCCAGGAAGUCAUGUACUUACCUACCACCACACAUUGGACUGAAGCGUGAAGGAAGCUGAGGAACUCCUCCUAGCCUUCUUGCAUCACAGCUUUUGUAUACAAGUGAGUAGAAGAAACUAAUCCUUGUUGUAUCCUUUUCUCAUUUUCUUCCUCCCCAGCCCCCACCACACACAUUCCUUUUAGGAAAAGAAAACAAAAUCAGAGGAUAACAUGAGUUGGACUUCGAUUCUUGACUAAGAAGGGAACAAGGUGUCUAAAGACCUAGUGUAGCACUAUGCUCAAACUACUCACUUCUCAGCCUUUGCAGACAACAUCUAAAUAAUCAAGCACCCUUCUGUUCAAAUUCUAGAUUUUAAGGCAGUAAAGAAGUGAUUGAAGUACUGUUCUAAGGUAUGAAGCUCUGUGUCUGCAAAUUCAUGCACUGUGUGCAUGAAGAAAACUGAGACAAGGCUGUAUGUAUGUGAUAACACUGUAACUAACAGACAUGUAAAUAUAUUUGGAAGUUCUACAGUUUUGAUACUUUUCUAAGAGCACAUACACACAAACCUGUAUAAACCAUGUAAAAAAGGCUGCAGUUUUUUUGUAAAUGAACUCUAUGUGCAGUGUUGAUUUCAACUAAACACCAAUUUUUUUUUUUUUAAGAAAUUAAUUAUUUAAAAUAAUGGUUCCGGUUGUUAGGAUGAUAUUUAACAUUGUAAUCACUUCUGAUCUGUCUUGUCAUAUUGAAGUUCUGUUAAAGUAAGUUCUUGCUUGGUGCCUUUUGUGCUUCAGUUUUUGGUAUGGACAAAAGGACCAGGGAGGGGUGGGGAGGGAUCUGCUGUGUAACAUGUGCUGUACUUACAUGAAUAAGGAUUACUGAAAACCAAAUGAAUACAUUUGUAAAACAGUGCACUGUUUCUAUAGAAAGAUUAAAUUUUUUUUAUCUGA